AUGUCCCUUGCCGAUGCGAUAGCACUAUCACCAAGGGAUAACGUGGCCUCCGAUGAGGCACAAUCGACUCGUGAGAUAGCAGACAGCGACAGUGUGGUCGUGGAGGUCCCCAGAAAGGCUGCUCAAGUGAGGAUAUCCGUCUCGAAGGCACAG
Perkinsus marinus ATCC 50983 is the source of this 153-nucleotide messenger RNA. RefSeq lists its product as hypothetical. The transcript has a single exon. The record is from RefSeq and is a predicted model, not a curated record. NCBI's taxonomy places the organism in Eukaryota, Perkinsozoa, Perkinsida, Perkinsidae. The annotation marks the transcript as partial.